Messenger RNA from Procambarus clarkii (red swamp crayfish), 1513 nucleotides. Lineage: Eukaryota; Metazoa; Arthropoda; Malacostraca; Decapoda; Cambaridae. The record is from RefSeq and is a predicted model, not a curated record.
UCAGCUCUAUUCAGUGUUGCUCUUUUCGGGCCAGUGAUGUUUUGAACUGUUGUGGGUGUUGUUGUUGUAGGAGUUACUGUAGUGGUUGUUGCUGUGGUGAUGUUUGUGGCUCGCAGCCUCACCGCUGAGCACAAGGACCUCAUCCAUGAUGUGGCCUUUGACUUCUACGGACGACGCAUGGCGACGUGUUCCAGUGACCAGAGUGUCAAGAUCUGGGACCUGAACGAGGAUGGGGAAUGGGUGUGCUCUGCAUCUUGGAAGACUCACUGUGGCUCAGUGUGGAAAGUGACUUGGGCACAUCCUGAGUUUGGCCAGAUCAUUGCUACUUGUUCCUUCGACCGAACAGCAGCUAUAUGGGAAGAAAGUGUCAGUGACUCAGGGCAUGGUGUCCACAGCACAUGGAUCAAGCGAGCUGGUCUGGUGGACUCUCGUACCUCUGUUAUGGAUGUCAAGUUUGCCCCUAAGAUUCAGGGUCUACAGUUAGCCACGUGCUCCGCUGGAGGGGUGGUGCGCAUCUAUGAAGCCCCUGAUGUAAUGAAUCUUAACCAGUGGUCACCACAGUACGAGAUGAAUUGUAAACUACAGUGUUCGUGCAUCUCUUGGAAUCCUUCACCUUCUAGGCUUCAUUCACCCUUAAUUGCAGUAGGUAGUGAUGACCCUAAUCCUGCCUCAGGAGGAAAGGUGUUCAUUUAUGAAUUUUCGGCCAAUACUCACAAGUGGACGAAAGUGGAAACCUUGGUGACUGUGACGGAGCCUGUACACGACCUGGCUUUUGCUCCUAAUCUAGGACGGUCGUAUCAUCUGUUGGGUAUUGCCACUAAGGAUGUCAGGAUUAUAGCACUGAAGCCUGCCAAAGAAGACCCAACUCAAAACCAAGGCAGUUUGUCAAGCUUUGAAGUGCGUCAAGCAGGGCAGUUUGAUGACCAUGGCUCCACAGUGUGGCGGGUGUGCUGGAACAUGACAGGAACCAUCCUGGCUUCCUCAGGAGAUGACGGCUGUGUUCGUUUGUGGAAAGCAAAUUAUCUUGACAUAUGGAAGUGUAUCUCAACUCUCCGUGGUGAAGCUGUAGAGAAUGUGGCAGAGGUUGGGACUUCGGGGGGUUCUUCACAGCAGUCGGGAACAACUGGCAUGUCACAACACACGGCAAGAUAUUUCAAGUUGGCACCCACGGCACAUCCGGCACAUGUACCGUGGCAUUAGCGUAACAAAUAUAAAUGUAUGCUUACUAAUUAGUGCAGUUAAAUGUUAAUUUGAUUUGUUAUAGUGUGCUAUAGUGUUUAGCCGCUGUGAUUCAUUCUAAAAGUAAUAGAACAAAAACUCUCUAAUCUAUUCAUAUGUAAUAAGCAAAAUUAGCUUUUGUAAAUAUUUACAGUAAAAUUUUAAACAUUUACCAUGAGGCUUUUUCUACAACUUUAUACUGUAUAAUUUAUUUUACAAGAUAUGUUUAGCACAGUUAACUGUUCCAAAAAAAUGUUUCUAGUAUGUUUAUUAAUAAAAAGCCAAAUUCAAUGUU